Messenger RNA from Linum tenue, 1510 nucleotides. Lineage: Eukaryota; Viridiplantae; Streptophyta; Magnoliopsida; Malpighiales; Linaceae. The record is from the annotation of a GenBank genome assembly.
CCCAAAAAGCACCAUUAAUAUUUCUAAAAUUAAACAAAUAAAGAGCCAAAACCCCAUUCCUUAUCAUUUUCUUUUAUAAAUACUGGCGAAGGAGAUCAGAAAACCGGCAGACACAGAGGGACUAGCGAGUAGAGUGAAGUAAUGAGCGAAGCCUUGAAAAGAGACUACCAAAUCUGCGAGGAGAUCGGCCGGGGCCGCUUCGGCACCGUCUUCAAGUGCGUCUCCCGCUCCUCCGGCGACUCCUUCGCGGUCAAAUCGAUCGACAAAUCCCUCACCGCCGGCGACUCCCUCGACGCCCAGUGCCUCCUCACCGAGCCCAAGGUCCUGGGGCUCGUCUCGCCGCACCCUCACCUCGUCCAGCUCCACGCCACCUACGAGGACGAUUCCCACCUCCACAUGGUGAUGGAUCUCUGCCCCAACUCCGACCUCCACGCCCUUAUCAUCGCCAACGGCGGCGCCUUUGCGGAGAAUGAAGCCAGAUCCAUUCUCGCCCAAUUGAUGACGGCCGUCUCCCACUGCCAUAGGAAGGGGGUGAUUCACAGGGACAUCAAGCCCGACAACGUGCUGUUCGAUUCGUGGAAUUCGGUGAAAUUGGCGGAUUUCGGGUCGGCGGAGGUGGUGGCCGGGGGCGAGGCGGCGACCGGAAUUGUGGGGACGCCGUACUACGUCGCGCCGGAGGUCUUGUCUGGGUGGGAGUACGGGGAGAAAGUGGAUGUGUGGAGCGCUGGUGUGGUUUUGUACAUAAUGCUCGCCGGGUUCCCGCCGUUUUACGGGGAGACGGCGGUGGAGAUCUUCGACGCCGUGUUGAGGGCGAAUCUCAGGUUCCCACCGAGGGUUUUUCAGUCGGUUUCGCCUAAGGCUAAGGAUCUGCUGAGGAGGAUGCUGUGUAAGGAUGUCUACAGGAGGUUCUCUGCAGAGCAAGUGCUCCGUGUCAUCCAUGGAUGACUGGUGGAGGAGGAACCUGAAUCGCAAAUGAAUUGGUAGAGCGUGUAGAAAAGAAAGAGUAAAUAGAGUGGACUGCGGCUUGCAACAGCUUUCUGUGUAUUGUACAUGGGGAAGGCUGCUUGGUUUACUUGCGGCCAUGUGAGUAGUAGUUUUGUGUAGAUAUGUGGAUAUGGAAUGGGUGGCUUACUGGUUCUCCCUGCUUCUGCUCUGAGUUUGGUAUAGAAAAAAGAAGCAACUUUUCCUUCCUUUUUUUGGUUUGGGUUUCCCUGUGUUUUUGUCCCAUAAGGGGAUAGGGAAGCCAGGAAGCCAUUACUAAUUCCUACCACUAGUGUCAGUAUGGUAUUAGCAUAGCAGAGGAGUACUGAAAAGGGAUGAUGAAGCAGCUGAUUUGGCGUUAAUGGCUGCUUCGAUUAUGCGCCUGUAUAAUUAUAAUUAUUAGAUAAUGGAAAAUGACUGGAAAUUUUAGGGUUUUGCUGGGAUUCCGUAGAUCAUUCACCCCGUGAAAUUAUUUGCUUCUUUGGGGUGUAGAUAUGAGCUGUUAUUAGACAGCCAAUUCGAUUCAAAA